Molecule: messenger RNA, 1275 nt
Organism: Rotaria sp. Silwood2
Lineage: Eukaryota; Metazoa; Rotifera; Eurotatoria; Philodinida; Philodinidae
Source: the annotation of a GenBank genome assembly
AUGAAUUCUCUCUUGGCUCGUGAUCGAAAAGGUUUCAAUUGUUUGGAAGUAGCUAUUAGAGCUAACAAUUAUCCGUUCGUCAAACGUCUCUUUCAAUGCAAAUAUACUCAAUGGAAGCAAUUGAUGCGCAAUGCUCAAUUCAGUCAAAACAAUACAAGUGUCGAUACUCCUAUGCGAAAAUUAAUUCGUUAUAUGCCAGACAUGGCAUAUCAAGCACUCGACAAAUGUAAAAGGGAUACUAAUUUCUUAAAUGAACAUAACAAAUCAAUACGUGGAAUACAAUUCGAUUUUGAAUUACUCGAAGAUCAUUGUGAUGUUAAAAAAUGGCAAUACGAUACAUCAAGUAACUUCCAGAAAAAACAAAAGGAGAACAGAAAGCGAAAUUGUUUUAAUCAUUCGCGUGAGUUACAUUUUGUUUGUGAUGGAUUAUCCACAACAUUCGACGAUGAUGUCCUGGAAGCGUACACUGAUAAUGCACAUGUUCUUGUCAAAAAUCAUAUUCUUUCGAUAAUUGUUCAGCAAGCUAGAGAUAGUGACACAACAGAUGAAAAUAUUGUACAACUUCAAACGAAAUUGCUUCGACAUCCAACAUGUCAAGAGUUAAUGCGUCGACAAUGGUAUCACUUUGGACUUCGGAUCUUUUUAACUUGUUUUUUCGCCUAUCUAAUGUAUUUGGGUCUCUUUACUUGGGUUGUCCUUCGUCAUACUAAUCCAUAUCAUUUCUACAAUGCGGCUGGUAUUUCUUUUCCAAAUGAUGACGAAUGUGAAAAAGUGGCACAGAUAAUCAAAAGUGGACAGUACAAUAUAACACAGAAGCCUGGUUGGGGUUUGAAGACGUCUACUGAUCUAGCUCUAAAAUAUACUAUUUAUUUUCUUCUUUGGUUACAUGUCGCUAAAGGAAUUCUUUUCAUCAUUAUCUAUCGAGGUCGACCAGUUUUUCGAUUUUAUAUUGAAGUGGUUUCUCUCAUCCUUGGUUUUGUCUUUUUGUAUGAUAACCCAUCGUGGCAAAUAGAUGUACAACUCCGUUGUUUCGUGCAAUGGCAAGUCGGUGCAUUUGGUCUCUUUCUCGCAUGGUCUACUCUACUUGUUUACAUUCGAUUUUUUCCAUUGAUUGGUGUUACGGUAGUUAUGCUCGAGGUUGUUGUUCGGCGAUUCAUAUGGGUGACUCCUGCUCUUGUCAUUCUUAUUUGUUCGUUUUGCUUCUCUUUCUUUAUGCUUCUACAAGAUCAGGCUGUCUACGGUAAUGUUGGCCUCGCUUGGAUGCGAACAGGUUAG